AUGGGUGUACGAAUCAUAGAGGAGGAGAACUGUUCAUCAGCGGACUACCGACUUGGUUAUCCAAACACUCCUCUUCCACAUGUUUUUGAAGGCAAUAUGAUUAAUGAGGCCGGAGAAGGUGAAGAAUCUGCAGGCGAAGAUGAAGUGACAGAGCCAAGCAGUAACUGGAUGCUGUAUUGUGCGAUAGUAGAGGAAUGCAUUGAAAACAACCUGACCAAGGAUGAAACUGAGAGAUAUGUACAAGAAGUCCACCAAAUCCCACUUCAACAUACCAACCGAGUUUGGGAUCAUCUUGAAAGGAUGUAUCCAGAUUUGUUCAUAGCGUACAAUGCAAGGAUGCGUGAGCGCAAUGCAAGAAUCCCUCAGCGCGUUGCGAAACCUUCACCACCAGAGGUAACUUCCGCAAGGAGACGUAAAGUGCGUGGGACUAAGAAAGAAUACCGUCUAUCUCCUCCUCCUUAUUGUCGCCCUUUGUUGACUGAUAUAAAUGUCCCGGCUGCAUCACCACAAGAAGCUGCUUCUUAUGCUAAUGCUCUACAGAACCAAAACCUUCAAGCCUCCCAGCAGCAGCCAGCUUAUCCCAACGACUUUUGGCAGCAGCUUUUGAGUACUUUGGGUCAGAUAAAGAGUAAUACACAGUAUUUGAAUACUUUGGGUCAGAUUCAGAGUAAUACAGACCAAAUGGUCAAACUCUUGACCGAUGGACAUGGAUUUGGACCACAUCUUUCUGCUGCGCGAUCCUCCAAGAGACAGCGAGUUGGAGAGGCAGAAGAGAGAGGUAAAAAUGAAGAAGCAGAGAAGCUGCAGAAGAAAGAGGAAGCUGACGAUAAUGAAGCAGAGAAGCCGCAGGAGAAUGAGAGAGCUGGCGAUGAAGAAGCAGAGAAGCUGCAGGAGAAAGAGGAAGGUAACGAUGGAGAAGCAGAGAAGCUUCAGGAUUAGAUCUGCCACAAAAAAACGCAUGGAAAAGUUCUCACGUAAGCAUAGUUAUUGAUUAACAGAACAUAUUGCAAAGACACAUUACUUUCUUAUUGUCAUCCUAGACACUACUACUAGGUACU
This is a messenger RNA of Brassica oleracea var. oleracea, 1058 nucleotides long. RefSeq lists its product as uncharacterized. The record is from RefSeq and is a predicted model, not a curated record. The transcript has 6 exons. Lineage: Eukaryota; Viridiplantae; Streptophyta; Magnoliopsida; Brassicales; Brassicaceae. Bases 1 to 939 code for a protein of 312 amino acids.